Messenger RNA from Oenanthe melanoleuca, 1878 nucleotides. RefSeq names its product serpin family D member 1 (gene SERPIND1). The coding region runs from base 42 to 1535 and encodes 497 amino acids. The transcript has 4 exons. NCBI's taxonomy places the organism in Eukaryota, Metazoa, Chordata, Aves, Passeriformes, Muscicapidae. Gene Ontology annotation, molecular function: serine-type endopeptidase inhibitor activity. Gene Ontology annotation, biological process: negative regulation of endopeptidase activity; blood coagulation. The record is from RefSeq and is a predicted model, not a curated record.
AUAACUAAAAUUCAACUACCCUCGACCCUCUCAACUGUGUUAUGCUUUCUUCUAGGCUUUCACCUAUCAGAAUGAAGCUCCUGUUUCAAUUGCUUGCCCUUGCUCUCAUCAUAACCUCCACAUCUGGUGGAGUCAAGGACGUCACCGAGCACUUUGAAAGCCUUAAAGGUGCACAGCCACAUGAAAACGGGACUUAUGUGCCAAACCUACCACUCGAGUUCCACAGAGAAAACACCAUCACUAAUGACUUAAUUCCUGAAGAGGAGGAAGAAGACGACUAUCUAGACCUUGACAAGAUACUGACUGAAGAUGACUACAGUGAUGUUAUUGAUGCUGCCCCACACAUGGUUUCUGAAGUUCAGCAAGGAAAUAUUCUUGAACUAUUCCAUGGUAAAACCAGAAUCCAGCGCCUCAACAUCCUCAACGCAAACUUUGGCUUCAACCUUUACCGCAGUGUGGCAGACAAGGCCAGCUCUUCAGACAAUAUUAUCAUGGCUCCUGUUGGUAUUUCCACUGCAAUGGCAAUGAUUUCCCUGGGUCUGAAGGAUGAAACACAGCAGGAAGUGUUAUCUGUUCUUGGCUUUCAAGAUUUCAUUAAUGCCAGCAGCAAAUACGAACUCAUGACUGUUCACAACCUCUUCCGCAAACUCACCCAUCGGCUCUUCAGGCGCAACUUUGGCUACACACUGAGAUCUGUCAAUGAUCUUUAUAUUCAUAAAGACUUUUCUAUUCUCAAUGAUUUCAAAAACAAUAUGAAAACAUACUACUUUGCUGAUGCCCAACCAGCUGAUUUCUCAGAUCCCAGCUUCAUAGCCAAAACCAACGAACGCAUCUUGAAGCUGACCAAGGGAUUGAUAAAGGAAGCUCUUGAGAACAUAAACCCUACAACACUGAUGAUGAUUCUUAAUUGUCUUUACUUUAAAGGAACUUGGGAGAACAAGUUUCCGGUGGAGAUGACGGUGAAGCGGAGUUUCCGGCUGAACGAGAAGCAGACAGUGAAGGUGCCCAUGAUGCAGACCAAGGGCACCUUCCUGGCUGCUGCCGACCCUGAGCUGGAUUGCGGCAUCAUCCAGCUGCCCUUCGUGGGCAACAUCAGCAUGCUUGUGGUGCUCCCACACAAACUGGCUGGCAUGAAAGCCCUCGAAAAGCAGAUCACUCCCCAAGUGGUGGAAAAGUGGCAGAAGAGCAUGACAAACAGAACAAGAGAAGUGGUUCUGCCUAAAUUUAAGUUGGAGAAGACUUAUAACUUGAUUGAUUAUCUGAGAUCCAUGGGAAUAGAAGAACUGUUCAAUGGAAAAGGCGACUACUCUGGUAUAUCAGAGGAGAAGGUCACCAUUGACAGGUUCAACCACCAAGGCACAAUCACAGUAAAUGAGGAGGGCACAGAGGCUGCAGCAAUAACCACGGUGGGGUUCAUGCCUCUCUCCACCCAGAUCCGCUUUGUCGUGGACCGCCCCUUUUUGUUCCUCAUCUACGAGCACCGCACCAGCUGCCUCCUGUUCAUGGGCAGAGUUGCCAACCCAGCCACAUUUUAAAAGCAAAGAAGACCCUCCUACACAUGGGCUGUAUAAUUAUAUGUUAAAAUACCAGUAUCAUAAAGGAAAAAUUAUUAUCCUAUUAGCCAAUAAAAAAGUCACUGGUAUAAAAAGAAGACAUAUUAUCUGCCGGUAGUUUCUCAUGAAUGGACUCACGGCAGUAGAUAAUUUGACUGCAAUGUUAAAAGGUUAGUGCCAUGUAUUGAUACAAGUGUAUUAUUAGAAAAAAAAAAAAAAAAAAAAAAAAUCACAAAGUAACUUACACUUUGUGUUUUGCAACAGUGUAUAAAAUGUAAUCAAUAAAGUAUUUACACUAUCUGGAGUCUUGAAAUUUAGCUCUAAA